AUUUUUUUUUUCUGAAACAAUAAUGAUAAACAAAGCUACAUUUUUAUAGUACUUUAGUGUAAGUGAAGUGUAAAUUAUACAAUAAAUGUUGCACCCUUAGCUCCUUGAUUCCUGAGGCAGGUCACAUUUGAUAUGGAAAAUUAUGUUUUACUAUUUUGUUUUGUUUUUUUCUUGGUUGGCUGUAUAAUUGUGUUUACUGCUUUAAAUAUAUUGUACUGACAAUGUAUGUUUGCCUUUUCAUAGGCUAAGGUAGUUUUAGAGAGUUGGUGAUUUAAAUAUUAUUAUGUUGGUUAUAUUUGAAAACUAGCAAAAUCUCUGGACAGCACACAAGUUGUAUCCUUUGUACUAGUACCGUGUUAGAGUGUGUCAUACUAAUUAAAAUUAACUCAGUUCUGCCCCACAACAUUUACUUUACAGAAAUGAUUUGUUCACUUUGCCUGUAAGUUGUCUAAUUAUAUUCAAACACUGGAAUUUUUGGUAAUUGUCUUUGAAAAUGAAACUUUCAGUUCCAGAUAAGACCCACUGUUGUUUCUCAGCCUCACUAAGUGAAAUGAAAGUUAACAAGCUUUCCCUCAGGUACACAGUGGUGUCUUUUUUUAACCAAAUAUUCUCUAGUUCAGUAAUCAGCAGCCUGGUUGCUAAAAAUAAAAGAUGACCAGGUGUGAACUGGUGCAACACUUUAAAUGUAAAGAACUCUAGUGAAGUUUAAUUAAAAAAAAUAAGAAUACAUUUAAAAAAAAAAGAAGAAAGAAAAACUUUGCUUGGUAGAUGUUCCUAAAAAAUGCUAAACAUGAAUAUUCACCGUAUUUCCUUACACAGAACUUUCACCUUCCCCUAUCAUGUGACCGCAACUUAUGACUUCCUUUUUUGCAUAUCAUUGCAGCUGUGCUUUCUUUACUUUGAAAAACUCUGUCACACGGCUCGCAGCCUCCAAACAGGCUUCAGACAUGUUUUAAAUCCACAGUUAGCCGAGUUGUUUUCAGCUAGUCCACCAAAGAUGGCCUCUCAACUCGUCCCCUGCUUCCAUAUUUCUGUCGUAUUCUUGUGUUUCACAGUUGGCAGAAGUGACAUUUCCUGCAGAAAUGAAGCUGGUGAAGCUGUUGACUGGUUUAUCAUCUACAAACUGCCGAAGUUCAGGAUUGGGGAGGUUGGCAGUGGUGUGGAGUACAUGUACCUGGACUCAGCAGCUGGUAGCUGGCGGAGGAGUAAAUUUAUGGUUAACACAACCGAAGGAGCUAUGGCCAACACUCUGAAUCAACUGUACAAGGGAAAGGUCUACAUGUCUAACAGCUCUGUGUACGCACUCUACAAUGACGGUGCACCACAGCAGAAAUACAUCCGUACUUACGGACACACUAAAGGGGUUCUGCUCUUUGACCAUUCUCAAGGUUUCUGGCUGUCCCACACCGUUCCCCAUUUCCCCUCGUUCCCUGAGCGAGGCUACCAGUACCCCUCCUCUGGCAGACACAAUGGCCAGACUGCCCUGUGUGUGACCUACCAGUAUUCACAGUUUCUCAGUAUAGCACAGCAGCUGGUCUACGUUUACCCACGCUUCUACAACUGUUCUGUUCCCGCUGCGUUCUCGGCCGACCUGCCGCAGCUCCUCCAGCUGUGCAAGGGCUCCAGGCCGCCACUGUCCGCCAACAAGGGAGUGAAGGCGCUGUUUUCUGUCAGUGGGGACAGAUUUGUCAGCUUUGCAAAAUCUGAGCACUUUGUAGACGAUAUCUACACAGGCUGGGUGGCUCAGGUCCUGGACACCGACCUUCUGGUGCAGACUUGGCAGACCCAAGGUCGAGAGCUGCCCUCCAACUGCUCGCUGCCGAGGCACACCAUGAACGUCAAGAGGACCGUGCUUCCGCCAUCGGUCCGGUUCGAAUCUCAUUACGACCACUCGAAGUGGUGUGUGUCACAGGCUUAUGAGGACCAGGUGGUCUGCCUGGGGGACCUGAACCGGGUCAAGGCUCAGAUGUUACGUGGCGGAGGGCUGAUCUGCUCCUACAACCCUGUGAUUUACAAGGCCUUCAGGAAGGCAGUGGACUGGUACAUUAGCUGCUAAACAAGACUGAAUUAUUACUUGAGGUUUAUUCAGUCAUUUACAUUGUACACAGUUAAAUGUGAAGUUUACCAGAUUAGAUUUUAAAAAUCUGUCUUAUAAGCAUCAACUAAACUUAUUUUAACUUUUUCCUGUUAGAUUAUUUUGAUAUUGAAUUGAGUAAGUUAGUGUGACAAGCUCGCAGUGCCCUUCACAGUUAUUGGCACACUGGAGUUGUGUACAACCGCCUUAAAUAAUAGUUGUAGAAAUUUGGUAACCCUGUGCUUUGAUGCAACUACUCUUUGCUAAAAUGUCUAGAUUUAGUUGCAGUUCUAGUUUUUUUUUUUUUUUAACAUUUCUAUUUAUCUUUUUUUACAACAAAG
Molecule: messenger RNA, 2415 nt
Organism: Poecilia latipinna (sailfin molly)
Lineage: Eukaryota; Metazoa; Chordata; Actinopteri; Cyprinodontiformes; Poeciliidae
Gene: dnase2b
Product: deoxyribonuclease II beta
Exons: 6
Coding region: 782-2056 (424 amino acids)
Biological process (GO): apoptotic DNA fragmentation
Molecular function (GO): deoxyribonuclease II activity
Source: RefSeq, a predicted model, not a curated record